This is a messenger RNA of Sporisorium graminicola, 1434 nucleotides long. RefSeq lists its product as uncharacterized. Lineage: Eukaryota; Fungi; Basidiomycota; Ustilaginomycetes; Ustilaginales; Ustilaginaceae. The transcript has a single exon. The record is from RefSeq and is a predicted model, not a curated record. Gene Ontology annotation, cellular component: kinetochore. The coding region runs from base 1 to 1434 and encodes 477 amino acids.
AUGCAGCAGCAGGCAGCAGGUCCUUCGUCAAGGUCGUCGACGCGCUUCGAUCCGCUCCGUCUCCUAUCCGAGAUCCAAACCGACCGUUCUGCAGCGCGCGAUCACGAUGACGCCCCCGCUCAACCAAACGAAGAUUCGGACGAUGAAAACGACGACGACGAUUUCAUGUCGGACAAAUUUCUAGUCACAGAGGAGCCCAGGCAGCCGCUGACGUAUACGGACAAACGCAGGAAGCUUGAGGCGCAUCAUUCGGCCAAAGCGGCGCGCAGGUCUGUGAGGGAGCAAGAGGACGAGGCGCGCCAGGAAGGCCUCGAUCGAGAUCUGUUGGCGGAAGCCGAGAUCAUUGCUGGUGGCGGGAGGUUGCCUCCUGAGGGGAGAGACGGGGCCAGGAGAUGGGACUUGAUCGAGAAUGAUGCCGGAAAGGGGCAGGGACGGGAGGCGUCAGAGGAUGGUACGGCGAAAGCGAUGCGCAUGAUGCUGGCUAUGGGCUAUCGACGCGGUGAGGCGCUCGGGAAGAGGAUGCAAGAAUUCGCGGCGAGAAACGAUGAGGAGGAGGAGGAGGAGGAGGAGGAGGAGGAGGAGGAGGAGGAGGAGGAGGAGGAGGAGGAGGAAGAAGAAGAAGAGGACGAAGAAGACAAGUCAGUAGGAGAACCGCUAACAAGCCCACCGGAUGACACAGACACCGCAUCGCUCGACACGGACGAAGAGAAAGAAGCUCAAAAGGAGCAAGAAGCCUCGCAAGCAAGGGAGGAGGACGAGUACUUGACCGGUGGUGUCUCCGCCGCUCCUUUCGCAGCGAACUUUGAUUCCCGUACGGAGGCUACUUCCUCUCCGAUGCGGAUAGAGCCCCUCCGACCAGACCAGCGCUGGCUCGGUCCCCACCGACGCGCAGGGAUCGGCAUGAUCCCCAAAACGUCACCCGACGUAGCUGCAGCCAUCAGGGCUAAAGCCACCUCACAGCCUGCCACCGCCACCGCUCAGCAAUCCCAAGACUUCCGCACGCGCAUCGCGCACGAACACGCCCAACGCCACACGGCGAACCUGCUUUCCCGCGCCCGCAUGACACUCAUCCAAGUCGACCAGUCUUCCCUCCACAUCGAGUACAGCCCGCUCUGGCUCAACAGCGAUCUGUACCGCCUCCUCUCCGGUCACACCUCGCUUUCUGAGUCGGAAACGAUCGAUGAGAAAAUGCACGCCGAUGCAUCGUUCAAGCACGCCGUCGAGCUGCUGCAGCUCGCGUUCUCCUCCGAGGACAACAAGCAGCUGCAGGAAGCAGAGACGUUCAUCAGGCUCGAACCACAGGCGCAACUCGAUCUGCUGCUCGACCGGCUGAGACGCACACAUCACUAUUGCUUGUUCUGCGGCUGUCAGUAUCGAGACGCCGAAGAGUUGGCACAGCUCUGCCCCGGCACCACCGAAGAUGAGCACGAUUAA